Vicugna pacos (alpaca) is the source of this 691-nucleotide messenger RNA. RefSeq names its product PIGB opposite strand 1 (gene PIGBOS1). The record is from RefSeq and is a predicted model, not a curated record. NCBI's taxonomy places the organism in Eukaryota, Metazoa, Chordata, Mammalia, Artiodactyla, Camelidae.
GCGAGCAGCCGUCGCUCACAGGCGCGGGGGUAGCCGGGAAAGGACAACUUCGUCACUCCCGCCGCUGAAGGUGUCCGCGGCCGCCGCUGCUGGUUCGGGCCACACCUCUACGCUCCCGCGCUUUCCCUUCCACAUUUCCUUCUCAGAGAAUUCUUGCCCUCCUUUGGGUUCAUGGUCUAUGCUUCCAAGGGUCUGGAAACUGCUGGAAGGAGCCGGGGCUCACCUCUGCGGGGGGCAGGCUGGAGGCGGCGCUGAUCGGGACAGAACGGUCGGAGGUGUCUGAGUGGUAAUGGUAAUAGUAACGAUAAUUAUAAAUAUCUGAAGAGAUUUCCUGAGCGUGGAGUGUUUUUUCAAAACCACCCUUGCACGGUGCGGUGUUUGUUGAAAAAAAUGUUUGGGAGAUUGACUUUUCCACAACUGCUUUUUGCUAGCAUCCUUGGAAUCGCUGGAGGAUUAUAUAUUUAUCAACCCAUGUUUGAACAGUAUUCCAGAGAUCAGAAGGAAUUAAAAGAAAAAUUGAAAUUGGCACAAGACUCAGAAGAGAAGAAAAAUUAAUACUACAUGGAGUUGAUCUGUAAUUGCUUAAAGUUCCAUUGAAAUUAUGCUUUGACUAUAAGCUAGUAAAAACUUGUCAAAUAGUUUUAAAUAUUAAUAAAUAAUACAUAAUGAUUUUAAAUGCUUUUUAAAACUA